CAUAACAAUAGGUCAGGUGAUUUUGAUAAAUAAAUAAAUUUAUAAAUAUACGUGUAUUAAGUAGUUCCACACGUACACACACAUAUUGUUGACUUCAUUUUACACAACUUUUGAUAUGGUUCACGGAGGCGGACAUUGUUCUAGUGGUGGAGGAGGAGGUUUCAGUGGGGGCGGGGGAUUCCGAACGACAGUCUACUCAAAUAAUUAUUAUUCGUCCCCGCGGAGUUAUGGUCGCAGAUCCGGAGGUUCAGAUGAUUGUGACUGUACUUGCUGUAAAUCGUGUUGUCUGGCAAUCACGUGUGUUUCGUUAAAACCAAAGUCACGAUUGAGAUUUCUUUGGUUUCUGGUUAUUGCAAUAACUUUGAUUACUUCGUUGUCCGUCUCAUUUGGGACAUAUGGAACGCGUACAACCGACACAUCUUCAAGUGACAUGCGAUAUAUCUCUAACGGGAUUUCACCGAGAUUUUGUACUGGGGUUAAUGUCAGAAGUCAGAAUUACCCAGUAUCUGUAUACAUGUUACCAAACAAACCAGUCGUUAAUACUAAAAACAAGACUACCUUUGUAUACAAUAAAUAUUCCAGUUUAGGAAGUCAGAUGUUUGAAUAUUGGGGCUUUUACCUAUUAGAAAAUUCGUUUGUGACAAUUAAAGCGUGUUCUAGUUACUCUAGAAAAGGAGUUGAUUAUUAUUUUAUAAAAGGAAAACAGAACUUACAAAGAUGGAAGAACGAUAACUAUUGUGACUCGUGCUUUGAAUAUCAUAAGUCAACAGACGCAUGUAACUAUGGCAACUCUACUUUCCUGCAUAUUGCAUAUACAUCUGACGAAUAUUACUUUGUGUUUGCAAACCAUCUGGAUUAUUCGGGCCCAGUAAGUGUGACUGUUACAAUCGAACUACAAAGAACGUACUAUGAUUUGUCGUCUGCCGUCCGUAAAUGUAUGAAUUCUUACGAGUGUGAUGUGUCAUACACCAAUGACGAUUAUAGUGAAACUGUCGUCGUUGAAAUACCCCACAUCAAUACUGAAAACAUAGAAGUGGAUUCAACCUGUCACAGACGGGCCGGAGUUUUCGUGGGACUUUUCUUUAUCAUGCCACUGGGUAUCGGGAUUUCAAUAAGUGCUGUUAUUUACUUUGCUUGUAUUCGUAGGAGAACAAAAACGACAUCUACACCGUAUAGUGUAUUGCAAAAUCCCACAGGCGCACAAUACUCUACAUUCCUGGAAGCGUCGGCUCCAGUGAUGGAACGUGAUCAGGGGCUACCACCAGCGUAUCCGGGACCACCGUCGUAUGAAGAAUCGACAAAGACCGGCCAAAAGUAAAUGUAUCGAACAAUGAUCGAUUUAGAUCGACAAAAAGUAGAGGUUUCGAACAAUCGACAAAGACAAACAAAUAUCAGACUUUUGUUUAAUCUUUUACAAAAACAAAUCCUUUGUUAUUUUAAUCGCCUUAUUUUAUGUUUAUAUUUAAAUACACAUGUUUAAGA
Molecule: messenger RNA, 1482 nt
Organism: Mytilus trossulus (common blue mussel)
Lineage: Eukaryota; Metazoa; Mollusca; Bivalvia; Mytilida; Mytilidae
Exons: 2
Coding region: 116-1318 (400 amino acids)
Source: RefSeq, a predicted model, not a curated record